Messenger RNA from Paralichthys olivaceus (Japanese flounder), 4287 nucleotides. It is a transcript of the gene prlrb, whose product is annotated as prolactin receptor b. The record is from RefSeq and is a predicted model, not a curated record. Gene Ontology annotation, biological process: cytokine-mediated signaling pathway. Gene Ontology annotation, cellular component: signaling receptor complex; external side of plasma membrane. Gene Ontology annotation, molecular function: cytokine binding; cytokine receptor activity. NCBI's taxonomy places the organism in Eukaryota, Metazoa, Chordata, Actinopteri, Pleuronectiformes, Paralichthyidae.
UUGACACCUGACAUCAGACUCACCUGUGUUCAGGUGAGAGGAGGUGUGAGGAGGUGUUCAGGAGGUCACUCUACUUUUCCUCCUGUGGACGCAUCAACAUCAGCUCAAUGUAGCAGAAGAGGUUGACACCCGCCCUAAACCGUGAGUGCUGUGCUGCAUUGUGACUAGAAGCUGCUUCUCCAGAGAUCCGAGGGACACGAUCAACUACUCAGGAAUGUGAACCAAUCAGAAAUCUGCAGAGUGCCCACUCUGAGGUAAAAACAAGACGCAGCCGAGCCACGUGUUCACAUCACCUCGUUGACCUCGCGCCCUGUGAUGUCACUUUGUGUUUUAGGGCACAGAAGGUGACGGGUUGUGCCAGGAUGAGGAUGGAUCUCGGGUUGGCUCUGCUCUUGCUGCUGUCUGCAGCAGUUGAGUGCAACAGCAUGUCUCCACCGGGGAAACCAGUCCUCCUCGGCUGCAGGUCCCCUGAGAAGGAGACAUUCACAUGCUGGUGGGAGCCCGGCUCUGACGGAGGGCUGCAGACCACGCAUCGCUUCUUCUAUGAGAGAGAAAGACUGGAAGGAAUUCACGAGUGUCCAGACUACCUCUCUGCAGGGAAGAACUCCUGCUUCUUUGACAACGUCCACACCUCCAUCUGGGUGGAUUAUUAUCUGACAGUGGUGGCCUCCAAUGCAUUAGGGAACGUCACCUCAGACACCUUUAAGAUAGAUGUCAUGGAGAUUGUGAAGCCCAACGCUCCUGGAAACGUCAGCCUGCAGGUGAUGAAGAGGGAGGACAACCCGUAUCUCCACAUCAGAUGGGAGAGUCCCCAAAACACAGACACCAAGUCAGGAUGGGUCACCAUUAAAUAUGAACUCAGAUUAAAACAAGAGGACGCCAACGUGUGGAGGGAGUACACGUCAGGAACACAAACCCAGUUCAACCUGUACAACAUCAAUCCCGGGGUGAUGUACGUGGUUCAAGUCCGCUGCAGAUUAGACCAUGGCUCCUGGAGCGAGUGGAGCAACUCUACCUCUUUGAAAACCUUUAACUAUCCUCAGAGUGAGAAACCCUUUUGGAUAUUGCUUUCCACCCUCUCUACAGUUCCAUUUCUAACAGCAAUGUGUGUCUUGGUCAUAAAGAGGAAACAUGUGAAGCAGUGUCUUCUGCCUCCUGUUCCUGGUCCAAAGAUACGAGGAAUUGACGUUCAACUUCUCAAGAGGGGACGAUCUGAAGACGUCAACAAUGCCCUGAUCAUCAACCAGACAUUUCCUUCUGUGGAGGCCUGGAAGGACGAGAUCGAGGAGUAUUUAAUCGUGUCUGAUGACGUGCGUCUGCCCAACUCGUCCAGUUCUCAAAAAGGGAAGAAAAGCUUGACUGGCUUCCUCUUAAACUUGGAAACCCACUGCAAGGAGUCGCCCCCGGGCCAAAGUGACAGGGAGAAGGCAGAGGAAAGAAGGAAUGAAAUAAAUAACUUUGCAAACACCAAUGUGUCUCUCUCAGGAGUGAGUUUAUAUGAAAGGGAGACACUGCCAGAGACCACAAAUCAGGGGUGGUCGAGCUGCGACACUGCCACUGGGAGCGGUGUCCAACAUCUAUCGAACAGCGGUUACGUGGAUUUUCAGAGACAUAAGAACAUGCAGGAGGUGGAUGUGAGUGAGGCGGACUACACCAGAGUGAAGGAGGUGAACGGUGACAAUAUCCUCAUCCUCCAUAGAGACAGAGUCCUUGGCUGCAUGGAUGUUCAGAGACGAGACGAGAACAUAUCAGAGGACUACAGCAAGGUGGAGGAGGUGGUCAGUGACAAUAUGCUCCUCCUGCGGAGACAAAGCGCCUCCGCUGACUCCUCCUGUAGGGAGAAGAGUGACCGCUACACAGAGUGCAGCAAUAAGAAGCAGAGAAAUCCUCAUGAAGCUGGAGCCAGUGUAGUGGGAGCGUGCCCGGAACUAAUUGGCAGCGGAUAUGUUUAUACUAUCCCUACACCACCUUUAAUGUAAAGUGUAGUUUAAUUUUAACAAUUAAAGGGGCCACACUCUGCUCGUAUUCAGAAUUAGUGUUAUUACUUGAAAAGGUUUACAAGCUCGAAUGUUCAAAACAAAACAUCACUUUCCUCAGACUCAUCUUUUCAGCACCUUUCUAAAAACUCGAUUCUUGAUUUUACCUUCUGUGUAAAGGACUUGGAUGGAUUGCAAUGACAGUUGACAUUCAAGGUCACCAGAGGAAGAACCAUACUGACUUGGAUGAUCCCCUUAUGUGUCCUCUGUUAACGUUUGUGGUUCAAGUUGAAUAUAUAACAUUACAUCUUGUCAAUGAUUAGAUGCAUUGCUGUGAUAUUUGCUGCAGAUAUCCAGGAUUUCCUGAGGAUGAAUUAUAAUUACAACUUUUACUCCAUGAGGUCUGACACUUUUGCAUUUGUGUAAAAAUAGUUUUGUUAACAUAGGAAACAUGAAACCUUAUAACAUCGAGCUAAUUCAGUUGUAGUUACGCUGAACAUUCGUUAGCAGCAAGGAAUGGAGAAUCAGCAGAAGAGUAGUUGGUGGUUAAAAUGUUACUUAAUGGCUUUGCUGCUUGUUGCUUCAGCCCCAGGGUUUGGAACACACGAGUCAUUCUGGUUUAUCUGGGAUAUUCACACCAGAAGACUGCACUGCUUCUCCUAUGUCGUCACAUUCACAUUACAAAUUCAUGAUAAUGAAGUUUUAAACGAGGUGACAUAUUCUUAUGUAAGCAACAGGCACGUUUGGAUGAAUAACAAUAGAUGUCUGCAUAGCGAAUAAUAAUCAAUGUAUUUAAUAGCAAUUAUUUAUUUUGCACGACACAAAAUGCAGCUGAUAUUGAAUUACUUCCUUUAACUGAUUUGAAGUUUCAUUCCAAAAGGACAUAUCCUGUUUUCUUUAAAGUCACAAAUGAUUUGAUUUAGUAAACACACAUUUAAGUGACGAAUUUGAAAUUCUAAGUGUUUGACUUUGAGACCAAGAUCAUUUUUGAAUUAAACAGGCAACUUUAAAUCACAUUGUACAAAAGGAUUCAUUCAUUUAAAGAUAUUCAAAUGUGUAACAAUUACAUCUUGUGAUUUGUUUGUUUCAUAGAAACAAAGACAGCAGACAUAGCUUGACAUCUGUGUGCAUCUUCAGCAUUGAGUCUGGUCUUGUGUGGCACUUUGCAUAGUGCAGUUAUUCUUUUGGCCUCAGGUUAAGGACAGACGCUUCAGUAGCAUGUAGCAUGUCUGUGUCUCUGCUCUUUCUGAACUGAAGUCAUAAAAAUAAUCCCAUGAAAAUAAAUGUAUUUUCUUUAAUCAAAAUAAAGAAAUGUCAGAUAUAACUAAAUAAACUUAAUUCAGAUCAAAAUCCAGUUAUACUUUGAGAAAUAAUAUAAUUAACAACAAACCAAUUUCUUGUUAAACUUUCAUAUUUUUGUCAGUGCAUCAAGAAACAAUCAACUUUGUCAUGACACUAAAUCCAACUUGCCUGAACCCAAUCCCGCAAGAUUCACUGAGGUUCUCUGUCUGCACUUACAAGCUUCUUCUUUUUUUUUAACCAAAUCAGACAUUGAAUCACUUUUACAAUAUGAUUCAACAAACUCAAAUGUUAAUAUUAGUAAUUUUGACUUUCAAAAGUAAGGAUCAUUUAACAUAAGUGAAUCUUCUAUAACUUUAGAUCUUGAUCAAUUAAAUCUAAAUUCUGACUUAAUUUUGCCGCUUAAAAUGUGGAAAUGUAUUGCUUUUUUUUUCUUUAAGUGAUUGUCACUGAGCAAUUUCAAUUACUGUAAACAAAAAAAAGAAUUUUCUAGUUCCUUUUACGUUACUCUAUAACUCAACUACCAGCAGGCACAUUGUCUAGUUUAACAGUUUUUCUUAUUGAAAGAACAUAAUCCCUGGCAGCCCAUAUAUUGUGCAUUGUACCUACUGUUUACCAUCAAAAAACACACCCUAUGUAGUAUAGUCUCCUUUAAAAAGUAUUUCUUCCUCACGUCAUUUUUUAAGGUAAAUUAAUAACAUAGUUCAAUUCCUAACUUUAAACUCAACCUCGUUGUGCAAUGGUGGCCUGCAGGUGCAACACUGGGCUCAAAUAAGGAUCAAUAAGAUAAGAGCUGCGACACAAUGGCUAAAACAAAAUGAUCAUUGAUUAUUUCUUGGUUCAUAUUUUAUACACAAAAUUCAUAUUGUGGGAUCUAUUCAAGUGACAGCUUUGGUCCUAGUAUGUUAGUGGUUAAUCUCCAGUUUAGAAACCCUCAGAUAUACACAGAUUUGCCCAUUUAUCUUUAACUCAAACACAAAAAUAUUACUUUAGCAGUUUAAAAAAAAAAAAA